AUGGUCCGUUCAGCCUUGGUGGCUGUGCUGAUGCUCGUGCUUCCAGCAACGGCACACCGGAAUAACGAUGACAUCUUUGCCAUUGAGGCUGAUGAUUCAGAAGCCCGCGAUCUACAGUGGGAGCUUGAGAACUGGCUUGGUGAUGGCUCGGGAGGCUUGGGGCUGAGCCAUUCGGAUGCUAGGUGGUGGGCAACGAAGGAGUGGUGGUACAUGGAGACGUGUGGCGCUUCAAUUUGGUAUCUCAAGCAACUCUACUCUCUGCUCACUCACCGCUUCACUAUCCCCUACUCCCAGCGCGAAGCCCUCGAGUUGAUGUUUGCCUAUGCCAAGAAGCAGCUUGACCCAGACCAGCUCUUCGCCAUGUACCACGUUCUCUCGGGCAGCCACCUCGGCCGGGAGAAGGCCCGUGCGCGAGCUGCAGAGCUUCUAGAGAAGGAUGCGUCCCCAACCGAGCUCAGCAAUCUCUACAGGGUCAUGGCCAUGUGGCUUCCGGACAGGGAGGCUCAAGAGACCGCAAUGGAGGUGGCUGCUGCCGGCUGUGAGGCUGAGAAGUUCGCGAGUUUUUACCAGCACUUUCAUGACAAGAACAGGGCCAUCUCUGAGGCAAUCUCGGCCUCCUUCGACAGGCAAGCCUACCGCUAUGCAGGAGAUGGUAAAUACUACACGGCCUCCGAGUUCAAGGACUACUUUGGGAGCAACUGGAUGGCAAAGUGGAUGGCAAGCCCAGCGGCACAGAAGGUGGCGAGGGAUGGCAAGGCAUAUUCCGCGUCUCAGUUUCAUGAUUACUUCAAGGGAGGUUGGUUGUCCUACUGGCAUGAAGCAAAGUGGGCAACACAAAGGCGCGUUGCGGAGGACGGAAAGAUCUACACCAUGGCCGAGUAUGUGAACUACUUCGGAUCUCAGUGGCAGCAGAAGUGGGCCAAAGCACCAGUGGCACUUUGCCAAGAGUGCACAGCAGCCAGCCACGCCUGA
Molecule: messenger RNA, 972 nt
Organism: Symbiodinium sp. CCMP2456
Lineage: Eukaryota; Dinophyceae; Suessiales; Symbiodiniaceae
Source: the annotation of a GenBank genome assembly